CUGCAUGCUGUUGCUUGCUCUAGAAUUUGAUGGUCAAAGGGAGUGAGUGAAAGGGAAGAAAGAAUCUGAUAUGGAAGAAAGCAUCACAUUGACAAGAGAGCCUUUUCUUGCCAAAGAACAGCAAACUUCAUCUUCUCUGAUCAAGCAUUUGUAUAUUGGUCACUUCUUAGCUAGAUGGGAUGCCAGGAUGUGGGAAUUCUCUGUUGGUUUAUACAUGAUCAAUAUUUGGCCAGAGUCCUUGCUGUAUGCAGCAAUAUAUGGUGCCGUUGAAUCUGCCUCCAUUGCUGUGUGUGGUCCCAUAAUUGGAAGAUGGGUUGAUAAGUUGUCUUAUGUGAAGGUUUUGCAGUUGUGGUUGGUGACACAAAAUCUCUCUUUUGUUAUUGCCGGGGCAACUGUAGUUGUUUUACUUGUCAACUCACCUUUGAAGUUUACAAAUUUUUCAGCUUUCCCAUUACUGUUAUGGACCAUCAAUAUCUGUGGUGGCAUUGGUGUGCUUUCUACCCUUGCCGGCACAAUCUUGAUUGAAAGAGAAUGGUUGUUAGUUAUAGCGGAAGGUCAACCCCCAGAAUUGCUGACAAAGAUGAAUUCAGUUAUGAGACGCAUUGAUCUAACCUGCAAACUUCUUGCUCCAGUUAUUACUGGGUUUAUAAUAAGCUUUGUUUCACUAAAAGCAUCUGCUAUAACUUUAGCACUGUGGAAUACUGUGUCCGUUUGGGUGGAGUAUUGGCUUUUCACAUCUGUAUAUAAUGGGAUUCCAGCAUUAGACGAAAGUAGCCAGAGGAGGAUGGCAAGACUAUCACAAAGUGAGCAACAAAGAAGCAAUCCAACUUUGGAGGAAGAUAGCUUGCUUUCUGUUACUGCUGGUAGCUCAGAAUUGGUGGAUAGGAAACAAAGUAAAAAACUUUGUGAAAAGAUUUCAGAAAUUCCUUAUGUUGCUGCAUGGAAAGUUUAUUUAAAGCAAGAAGUUGCCCUUCCUGGACUGGCUCUGGCUUUGCUAUUUUUCACUGUACUCAGCUUUGGAACUUUGAUGACAGCCACCUUAGAAUGGGAAGGUAUACCUGCAUUUGUUAUUGGAAUGGCAAGAGGAAUAAGUGCUGCGAUUGGAAUUGCAGCAACACUUGCAUAUCCUAUGCUACAGUCUCAAAUAUCAACUAUUAGAGCAGGACUUUGGUCUGUAUGGUCUCAGUGGACUUGCCUCAUUCCAUGUAUAGCUGCAAUAUGGAUCCAUAGGGGCUUUCUAUCAUCAUAUAUUCUUAUGGGAAGUGUAGCCAUUUCUCGCCUUGGAUUGUGGAUGUUUGAUUUGUCUGUGCUUCAGCAAAUGCAGGAUCUUGUUCCUGAAUCUGAUCGUUUGAUUGUUGGGGGUGUCCAGAACUCACUUCAGUCUUUGAUGGACUUAUUAGCCUAUGUUAUGGGAAUCAUAAUUUCUGAUCCACGGGUGAGCUUUUAAACAUACAUGUCCUACCCGAAAUAUUUACUUU
Molecule: messenger RNA, 1478 nt
Organism: Vigna umbellata (rice bean)
Lineage: Eukaryota; Viridiplantae; Streptophyta; Magnoliopsida; Fabales; Fabaceae
Source: RefSeq, a predicted model, not a curated record